GUAUCUAGAUGCGAAUAUAACUUCCAAGUUGCGGUCCUGACGGUUCGCAAGAUGAGUGGACAAGAUCAUCAAACCCCAGAUUUAGAGUCGAAUGAUCUAUUAUCUACCCUGAAGGUGGGAGCUCUGAGCGGCUCUGCAGGCCUCAUCUAUGGAGGGAUUGCAGGUGUUGUUCGAGCACGUCAUCCUGUGAUACACUCUAUCUCUUGUGGUAUCCACUGGUUUGCCUGUGGAACCUCCUUUUGGUGGCUGAGAAGCAACAUCUUGAAACUUCAUUAUGAAGAUAAUGCUUCUCCGAAACAGCGCGCUUAUGUCAGCGCCUUGUCUGGAGGAAUUGCUGGCGGAGCUGUGACUAGAUUAAUGGGAGGCCGCCUCAUUCCAGGGGUUGUCGUUUUUUCGCUACUAGGCUAUCUCGGGCAAGGCUCUUAUAAUGCGAUCGACAAAUGGCAAAUAGAGCAUGCGAAUACGCCGUCUAAGCCGAUCAUCCAGCGGAUCGCCGACUCGAAAUGGAUCCCACUCAAGACUCUCUCUGAUGAUGACUAUAGAGGGAUCUUGAGCGAAAAAGUGCUAAGUAUUGAGGCCGAAAUGGCGCUCCUCGACGAAAAGAUUGAAGAACUUGAAAAAUCCAAGCUCCGCGGAGUAGACGCAGGGAGCCCGAAAACUGGGACUGAGUAAUGCAAAGAAGCGAGAGAUCUUGAAAUUGAAAGAAGACGGUCCCCCAUUUUGGAAUGGCUAUUCGACUUGCCUGUUCAAUUGACCGAAGCUAGGCGAACGCCAGGUAUCCACGUUGCCUAGAGAUGCCCGCCAUGAAAGUGGCACAAGAGGCGAGGGUUUGUUUAUGAUUUAUUUCCAGAGUAAUUAUAUGCCUCCAGCCUGAAGAAUCUUGUGGAGGAAAGAAAUGUUAUGCGCUCCAUAAUUUGUCUUGCAGGAGAUGAUUUGAGGAGAUAAUCAUGGAAGUGCUAGGGCGAGCCUUCUUUGGACAUGCAUACAAUACAGUACUCCGUAAAUCAAUUUGUAUAUUAGUUUACCGGAAAUGAUGGUCUGUACUAUUAGC
Aspergillus alliaceus is the source of this 1051-nucleotide messenger RNA. RefSeq lists its product as uncharacterized. NCBI's taxonomy places the organism in Eukaryota, Fungi, Ascomycota, Eurotiomycetes, Eurotiales, Aspergillaceae. The record is from RefSeq and is a predicted model, not a curated record. The coding region runs from base 52 to 672 and encodes 206 amino acids. The transcript has 4 exons.